Molecule: messenger RNA, 1268 nt
Organism: Daphnia carinata
Lineage: Eukaryota; Metazoa; Arthropoda; Branchiopoda; Diplostraca; Daphniidae
Product: L-lactate dehydrogenase-like
Exons: 8
Coding region: 160-1158 (332 amino acids)
Biological process (GO): carboxylic acid metabolic process
Cellular component (GO): cytoplasm
Molecular function (GO): L-lactate dehydrogenase (NAD+) activity
Source: RefSeq, a predicted model, not a curated record
CGGCGUGUACAGCAGAAUCAGCUGUUCCAUCAGGCAUUGUUACAAAGAGAUCUGCAGUGGGUCAAGAGACGAGAACCGGGACUUGCAUCAUUCACUAAGAAGCCCUUGUACAACGACGUUCCGUAUUCUUUCACGUCAAUUUUAUACAUAAAAACAAAAAUGGCGACUAGCGAACAGAAACUCAUGACGGCAAUCCAAGCCCCAGUCGCUCACUCAGGAAGCAAAGUUACGAUCGUUGGUGUCGGCCAGGUUGGAAUGGCCUGUGCCUUCAGCAUAAUGACUCAGGGUAUCGCCUCUGAGUUGGCGCUGAUCGACGUGAUGGAGGACAAACUCAAGGGCGAACUCAUGGAUUUGCAACAUGGUUUGGCUUUCCUCGGCAAUAUUAAAAUUAAUGCUGGCUCAGAUUACGCCCUUUCGGCUGGUUCAAAAUUGUGCAUCGUGACAGCUGGAGCUCGCCAGCGUGAGGGUGAAUCCCGGUUGAACUUGGUUCAACGUAACACAGAUAUUUUGAAGGGCAUGAUCCCUAAACUUGUCCAACACAGCCCCGACACUAUUCUCCUCAUCGUGUCCAACCCUUGCGAUUUAUUGACCUAUGUUGCCUGGAAACUCAGUGGAUUGCCCAAAGAACGUGUCAUCGGAUCUGGAACCAAUCUUGAUUCUUCCCGAUUCCGCUUCCUCUUGUCAGAGCGAUUUAAUAUCGCACCCAACUCCACCCAUGGUUGGAUCAUCGGAGAGCAUGGCGACUCCAGUGUUCCCGUCUGGUCUGGUGUCAAUGUUGCCGGCGUUCGAUUGAGAGAUCUCAACCCGGCUGCAGGAACUGAAGCCGACACCGAAAACUGGGGUCAGAUCCAUACACAAGUCGUGCAAAGUGCUUACGAAAUCAUCCGUUUGAAGGGCUACACUUCGUGGGCUAUUGGUUUGAGCGUGUCCAUUCUUACCAAGGCCAUUUUGAAAAACACUCGCAACGUGUUCGCUGUCUCUACUUUUGUCCAAGGAGUCCAUGGAGUAGAGCAGCCAGUUUUCCUCUCCGUCCCUUGCGUAGUUGGUGAAAAUGGUAUUACCGACAUCAUCCAACAAACUUUAACAGACGGUGAACGCGCUCAGCUUCAAAAGUCAGCCGUCACUCUGAAUGAAGUUCAAGUUAACCUUGUGUUAUAAGAUAUUGUAUAAUGUAUUAAAUUCGAAAUGUCACUGUAUUAUUCGAAUUAUGCCUCUUCAUUGAACAUAAUUAGUAUAUGUAUGUCCUAGAAUACAUGGUUGUGAAGUCA